UCUCUCCUCUAUUUUAUUGGUCAUUUCAACAAGUAGGUAAACAACGGCUUGACAGUGGACUCCAUCGCCACUUAGCCUCUUCACCUUUACCAUCCAUACGCGUCUCCUACAAACAUGCCGCGCAGGAACUCAUCAGAUCCAGUACCGGCCCUCCCAUGGAAGACUCGCCUCUCCAUCGCCGCCGCAUCAGCCGCCGCCGACGCCGUUCGCCGUUCCGACGGCACCCUCAACCGCCGUAUCUUCACUCUCCUCGAUUUCAGAUCACCUCCCACUCUCAAUCCCAUCAACGGCGUCAAGUCCUCCGACUUUACCGUCGACCCCAACCGCGACCUCUGGUUCCGCCUCUUCACUCCCACCAGCAACACCACUUCCCUCCCGGUCCUCAUCUUCUUCCACGGUGGCGGCUUCGCAUUCCUCUCACCCUCCUCCAAAACAUACGACGCCGUUUGCCGUCGUUUCGCACGUAGACUCCCUGCUGUUGUAAUCUCCGUGAACUACCGUCUCGCCCCCGAGCAUCGCUUCCCUUCUCCAUACGACGACGGUUUAGACGUUCUUAAAUUCCUCGACCGCGACCGCGACCGCAACCGCGACGUACAGGUACUGCCUGAGAUCGCUGACGUGUCCAAGUGUUUCUUUGCUGGUGAUAGCGCGGGCGGGAACUUGGCCCACCACCUGGCGGUUCGGGCGUGUCGGGAGAGAUUUCGGGUUGUAAACGUUGUCGGGUUGAUAUCGAUCCAGCCUUAUUUCGGGGGAGAGGAGCGGACCGAGUCGGAGAUCCGCUUAGCGAGGGCUCCGUUGGUUUCGAUGGCCCGGACGGAUUGGCUUUGGAAGGCGUUCUUGCCGGAAGGGGCUAACCGGGACCACGAGGCGGCCAACGUGAGCGGGCCGAAUGCAGUUGAUAUAUCGGGUUUGGAGUUUCCCGAUACGAUCGUGUUUGUCGGGGGAUUCGACCCGUUACAGGACUGGCAGAGGAGGUACUACAAUUGGUUGAAGAAAUCCGGUAAAGAGGCGCUGCUGAUGGAGUAUCCGAACAUGAUCCACGCAUUUUAUCUGUUUCCCGAAUUGCCGGAGUCGUCGCAGUUGAUUGGGCAAGUCAAGGACUUUAUCUGCUCUAAAAUCUAAAUGCUGCACGGCUGAUUCAUAUGACAAGCUUUAGCACUACUUUAUUUUAUUCUGCUUUUCCUAUAAUGAAGCUCUUGCAUUAUGAAUAGAACAGGUGCUUGUUGGAAUGAAUUUUAAGAUUAUUUUUGUUA
Molecule: messenger RNA, 1253 nt
Organism: Alnus glutinosa
Lineage: Eukaryota; Viridiplantae; Streptophyta; Magnoliopsida; Fagales; Betulaceae
Product: probable carboxylesterase 18
Exons: 1
Coding region: 115-1122 (335 amino acids)
Biological process (GO): pollen tube growth
Molecular function (GO): carboxylic ester hydrolase activity
Source: RefSeq, a predicted model, not a curated record